GGUUGGUCAAUUUUUAUCAGGCGAAUAUUGCACCUGUCGCUUCUUAGUUACCUGAAUAUUGAAAGUAUUUUUUUUCUUCUAAGUUAAGAAUCUAGGUUUGUUACGGUCUCUGAAUUUAAAAUGAGACCAAAUGCUAUUGAAAGAUGUUUUUUAGUGUUUUGGACGUUGUUACUUUGCGUCUACGAUGGCGAUGCAACUUUGAAAACAACCUUUGUUGAAGAUGUUUGUUCGUAUAAAAACACGUUCACCUUCGAUUUGAAGUACCAAAACGCAGGCAUUUUAAUGUCUGCACCACAUGCAAGUUCCAGCGAUUGCAGGAUUACACUUUCCCCUCGCUAUAGACACAGUGUUGUUUUGAGUAUUUACAGAUAUGACUUAUCGCCCGAGGAUCAACUUAUAAUUGAAGAUGCAGAUCACCAUAAAAUAGGUCUGAUUGGAUGGGCUCAGUUCCCCAGUGAGAAGAAAGCUGUUAUAUCUGAAGGAUACAUUGCCAUCCACUUCAAAAUAAACAACACAAACGUGCCUGAUUUAAAACGUGGUUUCCAAUUUACCUUUACAGAAGUACAUGAUAUUCCCUGUGCGUCAAACGAAUUUCAGUGCAAAAAUAACAAGUGUAUUCCAAAUCGUUUGCUUUGCAAUGGACACAAUCAUUGCGGUGACAAUAGCGACAAUGAAAAUUGUGUUCCUAAGGGUCGCUUUGAAGAGCAGCCACCCGUUACGCAUGACACAUAUUUAAGUAAAGUGAUGAUUAUAUCCAUCGGGGUUGCCGCAGCCAUCCUUUUAAUAAUCGUCGUCGUUUUCGUCGUAGUCUUGGCUCGCAACAGGCAGAAAAGACCAGUCGCUGCUGAUAACACAGAUGCUUCAAAUAACACGAACACCAAUAACAAUCUUCAGUCUGUCUCGGCCACUGUACCGAGCAGUACAGAUCAUACUUUGAGCAACAAUGUCCAACCUGAAGUUAAUGUUGGUAGUCCGCAGUUUCAGUCUCCGAAUUCGUUCUUUAAUCACGUUCGCCGAUCUUUACGCGGGCUCAGAGCCCCGAAGAAAGAGAACAUGCCUCUUGAAGAAAGAAAGCCAGAAACCUACCAAGUGCCAUCAAUGUAUCCAAAUCUAGAUCAGCUACCAUCAGCACCAACAAUGGAAGGCAUUGAAAAUGCAAAUUUUCAUAUUGAGGAAUGAGGAUUUUUAACUCAAGGAUUUUAUGGAUUUUUAUUAAAGAAUACAAAAUGUAUAUUUCGAUGAUAAUUUUUCGUUGUGUAAGAUAAUUAAAGAAUUUCUU
Messenger RNA from Uloborus diversus, 1279 nucleotides. RefSeq lists its product as uncharacterized. Bases 121 to 1179 code for a protein of 352 amino acids. Gene Ontology annotation, molecular function: protein binding. The record is from RefSeq and is a predicted model, not a curated record. The transcript has 5 exons. NCBI's taxonomy places the organism in Eukaryota, Metazoa, Arthropoda, Arachnida, Araneae, Uloboridae.